AUGGUCAACAUCAUCGGGUACGGCUCGCUGCUCUCGGAGCUCUCGGCGCGGUCGACCUUUGGCCACCACGUGAGCCGCUUCCGCCUCGCGCGCGUGAAGAACUACCGGCGCGUCUUCGCGCACCCCGCGUCCAUCUUUUUCCAGCGUGGCAUUGCGCGCCUCGAGACCAAAGAGAUGGCCAGCCUCUCGGCCGAGCCGUGCGACGGCUGCUCGUUUACGAUUUCGGUGUUUGAGAUCCCCGAGGACCAGCUCCCGGGCUUCUACGCCCGCGAAGAAGAGUUCAAGAUCGAGACUGUCGAGUUUGAAGAAGUCAAUGGCCGCGUCAACGCCGGCUUGAUGUGCUGCCGCUGGACGGACGCCGAGUACAUUGCCGCGCGCGGCCAAAACGAGUUUGACACGCUCUACAAGGCGCAUGGCCUCGACACGAUCUGGGGCUAUGCCCACGACAGCGGUAUCCUGCCAUGCCGGGUAUACAUGCGGCACUGCAUCCUUGCGGUUGAAAAGCUGGGCGAAGCGGUGUACGACGACUUUGUCAACAACACAUACUUGAGCGACCGCAAGACGACGAUCAAGACGUAUUUGGCCCAGCACCCGGACAUUAUGCACGAGCUGCCGCCACCCCACUUGGCGAGUCGCUACAGCGGGUAG
Saprolegnia parasitica CBS 223.65 is the source of this 648-nucleotide messenger RNA. RefSeq lists its product as hypothetical. The record is from RefSeq and is a predicted model, not a curated record. The coding region runs from base 1 to 648 and encodes 215 amino acids. The transcript is spliced from 5 exons. NCBI's taxonomy places the organism in Eukaryota, Oomycota, Saprolegniomycetes, Saprolegniales, Saprolegniaceae.